Molecule: messenger RNA, 1358 nt
Organism: Physcomitrium patens
Lineage: Eukaryota; Viridiplantae; Streptophyta; Bryopsida; Funariales; Funariaceae
Source: RefSeq, a predicted model, not a curated record
CCUCACUAUUAGGUUUGUGGUUUGAAGUUGCACAUUCGUCAAGACUUCACAACAAUGUAUCACGAGGUAAUUGCACUUCAGAUGGCUGCCUGUGCUGUCAGAUUCAAAAGCUUUUUGAGCUACUUUGUAGAAUUUUUGUCAGCAUCAAAGCGAGGAGGUUUAUGAGGUCUAGGGAAUUGAGAGCACGGAUCUCUGGCAAAGGCAGGCACCAUUGACGUUUUCGAAAGAGAAGGCAGGGAUUCCAGUUGGAAGAGUAGGUUUUGAGAGCGAAGGAGUACAGCCAUCACUAGCCUGCGCUCAAUGCUGCAAUUCGGAAUAAUCGUGUGCUCCACGCAACAGGGAGAUGCUUGAGUUUGGGCUUCAUAUUGGAAGCAGAUAGACUAUAGUGGGAGUGCCCUCAGCCGUCAAGUGUGGUGGCAUGGGGGCAGCUGACUCCAAGCUCCCCACGCAGGGUGUGGUGGAUUCAAUAGAGACAAUCAAAGGUGGACGAAGUGCGGAGGGAUUGGAUCCUUGUAUAGAGAGGCUUCAAAACCUAAGUGUUGCAGAGCCUUUGUUGAAAUCGCCGGUGGGGGAGAGCAGUUUGACGGACGUCUUACUGGAGCGGAACUUUCCUCAAUCUCGAUCUGUUGAUUAUGGAUCAUUAGAUGCAACUACUACUGCACAAUUGCUAUCUUUGUACCAGGAGUGGCAACGCCUCACUGCUGACCAGGUCAGCAAGAAACAGGAAGAAAUAGGUUUCAAGAUAGAUGCAGUGGAAGCAGUUGCAAUGAAACUGUUGCAACGACUUAAUUAUUCAGCUUCAGUCAUGAAAACUAGUGCUGCAAGCCUUCAAGAUGUGCAGUACUUGAAAGUUGAGGUACUGGAGAUGAAGAAGGCACUUAACAUCGUUCUUGAAAAGUAUGAAGCUCUUUGCAAGCGGGUUGAACAGCAAGGUCCUGACUUUCUUUCUGGCCCAACUCGAGCACCUGCAUUCACCGCCCUUGGCACAGAAAUUUCGUUAAGUGAAGCCUUACAACAGAUUUUUAGAACUGGUUCCAGUAUGGUUGAUUCUAAACCUCCUUAACAAAUAUUCAUUCACAGUAACCAUAGUAUGAAUAAACGACUCUCUUACAGUCAAAAUGCAUUGAAGUGUGUUCGAGGUGUGCAAGCGUAUCAUAGAAAUUCCAGUUUGGAUAAAUUCGCGAGAAGUUUAUGUUGCAAGUGGAAAUGCAAGACAAGGCAGCUUAUGCAUGAAUUUCUGAGAUGUAUAAUCAGAUACGAGCUUAUCAUUGCGAGCCAUGAAGGGCUCCCAAGGCAUCCGUUUCAGUGUAAGAACAUACUCUAUCCAAUAGAUCAUAAGAUCAUUCUGCAUUGUUUAC